AUGGCUCCUAAACAGGACACACCCUUCCGCUCUGCGGACAUGAGCAUGGUGCAGCUCUAUGUCUCCAACGAAAUAGGCCGCGAGGUCGUCACUGCACUUGGAGAGCUCGGCCUCUGCCAGUUUCGAGACCUUAACGAAGACGUCAGCGCCUUUCAACGCACCUACACCCAGGAAAUUCGACGCCUUGACAACGUGGAGCGACAACUGCGAUACUUCAACUCACAGAUGGAAAAGACCGGAAUCGCUCUCCGCAAACUUGAUCUCGAUACCGAAAGCCUCGCUUGCCCCUCCACCACCGAGAUUGACGAGCUCGCUGAGCGCAGCGAGAAGCUCGAGCAGCGCGUGUCGGCCCUCAAUGACAGCUACGAGACGCUCAAGAAGCGCGAGGGCGACCUCACCGAGUGGCGCUGGGUCCUGCGCGAGGCUGGAAGCUUCUUUGACCGCGCUCAUGGCAACGUCGACGAGAUUCGCGCCUCGAUGGACCACAAUCAAGACGACGCCCCGCUGCUCGCCGACGUGGAGCAGCACCGCGCCGCCCCCGAGGUUGAGCGCUCCUUUGGCGGCAUGAACAUUGGCUUCGUCGCCGGCGUCAUUGCCCGCGACCGCGUCGCCGCUUUUGAGCGCAUCCUCUGGCGCACCCUCCGCGGCAACCUGUACAUGAAUCAGUCGGAGAUUCCCGAGCCGCUCAUCAACCCCGUCAACAACGAGGCCGUUGCCAAGAACGUCUUUGUCAUCUUUGCCCACGGAAAGGAGAUUAUUGCCAAGAUCCGCAAGAUUUCCGAGUCUAUGGGUGCAGAGGUGUACAGUGUCGACGAGAACAGCGACCUGCGCCGUGAUCAGAUCCAUGAGGUUAACAACAGGCUCCAGGAUGUGCAGAAUGUGCUUCAGAAUACGCAGGCUACUCUCCAGGCCGAGCUCAAUCAAAUCUCCCAGUCAUUGUCUGCUUGGAUGGUGCUGAUUGCCAAGGAAAAGGCCGUCUACGGCACUCUUAACCUCUUCUCGUACGACAGAGCCCGUCGUACGCUGAUUGCAGAGGGCUGGUGUCCGACCAACGAUCUACCACUCAUCAGAUCAACCCUACAGGAUGUGACAAACCGCGCCGGCCUUUCGGUCCCUUCCAUCAUCAAUGAGAUUCGCACCAACAAAAAGCCUCCCACAUAUCUCAAGACGAACAAGUUUACCGAAGGUUUCCAGACCAUUGUCAACGCUUACGGUACCGCCACUUAUCAGGAAGUCAACCCCGCCAUGCCGGUUAUUGUGACUUUCCCUUUUCUUUUUGCCGUCAUGUUUGGUGAUUUCGGCCACGCCGUUAUCAUGUUGUCUGCUGCGCUGGCCAUGAUUUAUUGGGAGCGCUCGCUCAAAAAAGUAACUUUCGAACUGUUUGCCAUGGUUUUUUACGGGCGUUAUAUCGCCCUGGUUAUGGCGGUGUUCUCUCUAUUUACCGGUCUCAUCUACAACGAUGCUUUCUCCAAGUCCAUGACGCUCUUUGACAGCGCCUGGGAGUUCAAAGUGCCCGAGAAGGGCUUCAAGGAGGGCCAGACGAUCGAGGGAACCCUCAAUGGCCACGGUUACCGCUAUCCCUUUGGUCUCGACUCUGCAUGGCACGGCACAGAUAACGAUCUUCUCUUCAGCAACAGUUACAAGAUGAAGAUGAGUAUCCUGCUGGGUUGGGCUCACAUGACUUACUCGUUGGUCUUUGCCUACGUCAAUGCUAGGCACUUCCGCAAGCCCAUUGACAUUUGGGGCAACUUUGUGCCGGGCAUGAUUUUCUUCCAGUCCAUUUUUGGCUACCUCGUUGUCUGCAUUAUCUACAAGUGGACGGUGGACUGGGAGGCCGCUGACAAGCCCGCCCCUGGCCUGCUCAACAUGCUGAUUUACAUGUUCCUGCAACCCGGUACCCUCGCCGGUGGAGAGCGGCUCUAUGCUGGGCAGGAAUAUGUCCAGGUCGGUCUGCUUCUGCUGGCUUUUGCCCAAGUUCCCGUGCUACUGUUCCUCAAGCCCUUUUACCUCCGCUGGGAGCAUAACCGCGCCCGCGCCAAGGGCUACCGCGGCCUCGGCGAGACUUCACGCGUUAGUGCCUUGGACGAGGACGACGAGGGCGAGGGCCUGAUUCACGGAGGUGGCCACGGAAACAGCAUUGAUGAUGGCGAAGGUGUUGCCAUGAUUUCGCAAAACGUCGACGAAGAGCACGAAGAGUUUGAGUUUAGCGAGGUUAUGAUUCACCAAGUCAUUCACACCAUCGAAUUCUGUCUCAACUGCGUCUCCCACACUGCUUCCUACCUACGUCUCUGGGCUCUUUCCCUUGCCCAUCAGCAGCUCAGCGUCGUCCUGUGGACCAUGACCAUUGGCCUCUGCCUGCCCAUGACUGGCGUCGUCGGUGUCAUUGCCAUUGUCAUUGGCUUCUACAUGUGGUUUUUCCUGACCAUUGCCAUUCUUGUCUGCAUGGAAGGCACCAGCGCCAUGCUGCACUCGCUGCGUCUGGCUUGGGUCGAGUCCUUUUCCAAGUUUGCCGAGUUUGCGGGGUGGCCAUUUGUGCCAUUCUCGUUUGCGACCCUGCUGGAAGAGUCGGAGGAGCUCAAGGAGUACCUAGGAUAG
This is a messenger RNA of Beauveria bassiana ARSEF 2860, 2595 nucleotides long. Its product is annotated as vacuolar ATP synthase 98 kDa subunit. The transcript has 5 exons. The record is from RefSeq and is a predicted model, not a curated record. Gene Ontology annotation, molecular function: proton-transporting ATPase activity, rotational mechanism; ATPase binding. NCBI's taxonomy places the organism in Eukaryota, Fungi, Ascomycota, Sordariomycetes, Hypocreales, Cordycipitaceae. Gene Ontology annotation, cellular component: vacuolar proton-transporting V-type ATPase complex; fungal-type vacuole membrane; vacuolar proton-transporting V-type ATPase, V0 domain. Gene Ontology annotation, biological process: proton transmembrane transport; vacuolar acidification. The coding region runs from base 1 to 2595 and encodes 864 amino acids.